This is a messenger RNA of Crotalus tigris (Tiger rattlesnake), 2346 nucleotides long. RefSeq names its product ORMDL sphingolipid biosynthesis regulator 1 (gene ORMDL1). The record is from RefSeq and is a predicted model, not a curated record. The coding region runs from base 150 to 611 and encodes 153 amino acids. NCBI's taxonomy places the organism in Eukaryota, Metazoa, Chordata, Lepidosauria, Squamata, Viperidae. Gene Ontology annotation, cellular component: endoplasmic reticulum membrane. The transcript has 4 exons. Gene Ontology annotation, biological process: intracellular sphingolipid homeostasis; negative regulation of ceramide biosynthetic process; ceramide metabolic process.
GGAAAGGGCGGAGCUAUAACGGUGGUCCAAGCGCCUCCCUCCCUUGCUCACAGCGCAACACUUCAGAAGAGCCGGAGCAGCUUUGGGUAGCAGGCGGUUCGGCGCGGGAUUCUUUUCCCCCAGUUAGCGAGAAGAAUCAAAGCAAAAAGAUGAAUGUUGGGGUUGCUCACAGCGAAGUCAAUCCCAACACAAGGGUCAUGAGCAGUCGAGGAAUGUGGCUCACGUACGCCCUUGGAGUUGGUUUGCUUCAUAUUGUCUUGCUCAGCAUUCCUUUCUUCAGUGUUCCAGUGGCUUGGACCUUAACCAAUAUUAUUCAUAAUUUGGGAAUGUAUGUAUUUUUGCAUGCAGUAAAAGGAACACCUUUUGAAACACCUGAUCAAGGUAAAGCAAGAUUGCUGACACAUUGGGAACAGCUGGAUUAUGGCGUACAGUUUACAUCUUCACGAAAAUUCUUCACAAUUUCACCGAUAAUUUUGUAUUUCUUGGCAAGCUUCUACACCAAAUACGACCCAACCCAUUUCAUUCUAAACACAGCUUCUCUCUUGAGUGUGCUUAUUCCCAAACUGCCACAGCUGCAUGGAGUUAGGAUCUUUGGAAUCAACAAAUAUUGAGCUGGAGAUGGGCAAUGUGAGCAUUCUGACCAAAAAGUGGCUUGGUUUGAUCCUUGUCCUUGACAGAAGGAAUAGCCUAUUCUAUGUAUUAUUAGAUAAGUUUCACAUCUCUUUGGAGACUCUAGUGCGAAGAAGCUUAUGCUGUUCUUUACAAGAGAAUCGGAGACUAUCAGAAGAUACACUAAUCUUGAUGACAGAUCUUUGGAGCACAGAUUUUUGUAAAUAGCUGGGCAGGCCUAGCUCUCCUAAGGUAACAGUAUUGACUGGAAAUGGGCUGAAAUAACAAGUAAAGUGAAAAGGGAUACGAAAAAUGUUAUUGACGCAUAAGUUGUAAUCUUUUACAAGUAAGUCAGCAACAAUGAAGGAGUGGACGGAAGAAAUACAGCAAUUCUUUGUUUUACAGACUUCAAUCAGUUAUCAUUUGGUGUCAUUUGUUUGGCUAAUUUUAGGGCAAGAUUUGCCACUCAGCUUGAGAUGUUAUAAAAUUAAUGAGUUGCUGUGAUUUUCAUGCCUUAUUCAUGUGUCUUUUAAUCAGAGUGAACUUUUGCAGUGUGAGAUCUUUGAACUCUGGGAAUGACAUGUCAACUUUUCAGGGCUUUAUAUACAAUUAAACUGAUUGGUAUCAUACUACUUAUUUUCCAGAAGUAGGUGAUUAUUAUCAUUCUACUGUAUCUGAAAAAAACUUUCCUCAUAAACAAAAAAAAAUUCCUAAUGUCAGAAACUAGCAGAAGCUAAUGAAUAAACUGAAUUUUCUGGCCUAUUUGUUACUGAUUAGAACUGCAAUCUGUUAGAGAAAUUCUAGGAAAGGUAGUAAUUUUGAAUAGAAACUUUAUGUGACAAGAAUUUCAAACUUCAAGCAGAGCAUAACUUGUUCUCAUUGUGGAACAGAUUUGAUUUGGAAGAAGUGCUUUGGGCCUUCAUUAUAAUAACCCUGAAUAUUCCAAAGCAAGACUAAAAAAAUGCCUCUGCUUUAUGGAGUCUGCUCAUUAAAUUUAAUGUGAGUUCUAAAGUGAUCCAUUGGGGAGCAAUAUAGAUGGGUGGGCAGCUUUCACAGAUAAUAGAGAAAUAGUGUGCUUGCCUGAGGUCUGCUAAUGCUCCUUCCUGAUCAUUUUCAAAGCAUGCACAGUCCAAUCACUGUUUUUGCAUCCAAAGGAACUUAGUAAAAAUUCAACACAGUUGUGUUUUUUAUAUCUAGCAUUUGGAGCAUUUUGAUGUAGGGAUUUUAAGGUCGUAGUUUCGGAAAUGUACAAUCAUGCCUAAUGUUGACAGCAGAAAAAUAAUGGGUUAUUGAACAUGAAUAAACUAACUAGUAGUAGUUCUGCUUAACUGCUUCUCUACCCACAAAGACCCUUGAAGUUAGAGCAGUGGUGAUUAUGUCCUCAAAGUAAGAACUGACUUCUUUCAGGUAAUUACAGUUUCUCUCUGAUCUUGCUUCUUGAAAAUAUCUUUUAAAAAUAUCCGUGUUUUAUAAUAAUAAACUGACUUUGAACUUAUCAUAUGUAUGGGUCAUUGUAAGUAUAGUUCACUGUGAUAAACAGCACUGUACAAAUUGCUGUUAAACUGUAAAUAGAAUUAGUGAUAAUGUAGCGAUGGUAUUUUGGCCUCCAUAUUAAUUGUAUGCAAAACUAAGUAAGAAGCCUUUUCAAUAGUUACACAAGAUUGAUGUGGUAGGUUUUUCUGUCUAGUACUGAUUUUUAUGGUUUAUACCAAUUAAAAUAAUUUGUCCUGAAAAAAA